AUGUUUGUGACUAGGCGUCUGCUGCAGGCUUGCAGGAUCACUUUAUUUUCCAGGGACGACUGCGGUCUCUGCACGCAGGCCAAGGGUGUGCUUUCGGACGUUUGGGAUAAGCGGCCGUUUCAGUACACGGAGGUGAAUUUGGCAAAGCCGGAAUGCAAGCAGUGGAAAAAUUUAUACGAUUUCGAUAUUCCUGUUAUACACAUUAGCAAAGCAGACGCUCCCGAGGAGGACGUCAACAAGACUGGAAAGGCUAUCACGCUGAUGCACCGGUUCACGAUGGAGCAAGUCGAGGCCAAGAUGGAUCAAGUCGAAGGCAUCUAG
Molecule: messenger RNA, 321 nt
Organism: Trichoderma aggressivum f. europaeum
Lineage: Eukaryota; Fungi; Ascomycota; Sordariomycetes; Hypocreales; Hypocreaceae
Exons: 2
Coding region: 1-321 (106 amino acids)
Source: RefSeq, a predicted model, not a curated record